UAAAACCCAGAAAUUCUGUCGGUCAAAAUUAAAAAAAAAAUUCAACAGCAGCAUGAUUAGUCCUUAAAUUCACAAAACCCAGAUGUUUAAUUUCUACCACAAUUACAAAGCAAACUUCACUGAGGCAUUUCAUCGAACACCUUUGCGGCAUUUAAUCAUUACUAGCAAUUUUGAUCCUCCAUUACAGAUAUGUCAGACUUGGAUGGAAUUGAUUUGGACCCUGAGGACUUCACCUCCUCACUUCCCUUAAAAAAGGUCCCAUACGGCGACGUUUAUGAGGCUUCCAGGGCCGGGGACGUUGACCGGUUGAAGUACUUGUUGGAGUCCGGCGUCAACGUAAAUGCUCGGGACCAAUGGGAUUCGGUGGCCCUUUACUACUCUUGCCUUGCGGGGCAUUUGGAUGCCGCUAGGAUGCUUUUGGAAAGCGGGGCCAUUUGCUCUGAGCACACGUUUGAUGGCGAUCGCUGUCACUAUGCCGCGCUUAAUCUUAAAGUUAGGAAGCUAUUGAAAGCAUUUGAAGCUCGCCCGCCUCCUUUGGGGCCUUUGCAGGCUGCAUUGAGGGAGACCUUCUUGGGGUGUUGGGCUAAUAAGGCUUAUUUGGAGCAACUGGAUGGCCAAGCUCAAUUUCCCAUUCCAGAAUCAAUAGGUUAUUCACCAAAUGGAGGAUCCACUUCAGACCACUUCCCUGCAGAUGCUGUGCUUUAUGUGCAGGGAAGACCUAUUGAAGCUCAUAGAGUCAUCUUGAGUGCCCGUUCACCUUUCUUUAAGAGGAAAUUUGCGACAGAUUGGAAGGAUCGCAAGGAAAUAAGAUUCUCAAGGGAAAACCUAUCUUACCCUGCUCUUUUUAGCCUCAUUCACUUUUUUUAUAGUGAUCGGCUUGAAAUCUCAGUAGAUGACAUGGAGGAUUUGGUGAGAAUUUGCAGAGUUUGCAAGUGCCAAUCACUUCAAAAAGUUCUUGAGAAAGAAUUAAUCCAUCAACAGUAUGCAGAUUACAAGGCCCUUAGGGAGAUAGACAACUCUCAGAAGCGAUUCAUUUUGCAGGGUCUUUCCCUUCCACAGGAUGACCGUCUUCCUGCGGCCUUACAUGAAAUUCUUCAAAUUUCUCUUGCCAAUUCAACAAGAGAAGAAAACCUGGAUAGUCCUGUUGAUAGUCUUGUAUCUCGUGUUGGUUUAAUGCAGAUGGUUGGAUUUGAAGAUGAUCUUGCAGAUGUUUGUGUGCUAGUUGAAAAGAAAAUUUUUAGGUGCCAUCAAGUCAUCUUAGCAUCAAGGUCCGAAUAUUUCAAAGCAAGAUUAUCCCGGGUUAAGGAGUUCCAUGAAGGAAGAGACAGUUUGCCUGAUAGUACCCUUCCAUGUCUUGAAGAACAUGAUUUGAGCAUGGGUGCUUUUGAGAAAAUGAUAGAAUAUAUGUACACUGAUGGCCUGAAGGACAUAGAUCCUGAUCAGGCUGAAGAGUUGUUUGAUGUGGCAUCAAGAUAUCUUUUAUUUCCGCUUAAACGUGCUGUCGCUGAUGCACUGUUGCCCCACCUAGAAAUGGUUCCUCCAGCAGAGCUCUGUCAUUGGCUGAUGUUGUCAGACAUGUAUGGCGUAGUGAAGAUUCGGGAGUAUUGUCUUGAUACAAUAGCUUGUAACUUUGAGAUAUUUGCUGAAACUCCUGAGUUCAGGGCGAUGCUUUUAACACUUCCACCACCUUCUGGAGAAUCCACUCUUCGUACCACAGCUCCAAGUGCACCAGGAGCUGAAUUGAAUACAGUUGAGGAGAAUCUCCUAGAUGAUUUGCGAGAGAAAUGGCUCGAGGCUGAAGGAGCUGAACUUGAUAAGAGAGAUGAGAGCGCACUAAUUUUUGAUAAACGCCUAGAGAUGCUUGUGGUAGUAGCUGAGCAAGAGAAAUCUGGUGCCCUUGAUGAGAGUUCUGCAUCUGUUCCAGAAACAGCCUCCUCGUUACCUUGAACCUUCACACCAAAUGGUUCAAUAAAUGAAUGAAUACUAAGCUUAUCAGAAGCUGUUACUUGUAGAAGUGAAAUAAGAAAAGAAAAACAAUUGAUAGUUACAUGAAAUCUAGCCACAGUUUUCUUUUAAAAGAGAAUUAGGGUUUCUUGUAGUUCAUGCAAAGAUCUGAAUUUUAUUUUUUUUGGGAAUUUGUAAAGUAACUCCAAAAUUUUGCUGAUAUUGGAUUGAACUCCAGCUAGAUAUAAGCUUUGC
Molecule: messenger RNA, 2199 nt
Organism: Coffea eugenioides
Lineage: Eukaryota; Viridiplantae; Streptophyta; Magnoliopsida; Gentianales; Rubiaceae
Product: BTB/POZ domain-containing protein At2g04740-like
Exons: 5
Coding region: 190-1947 (585 amino acids)
Cellular component (GO): ubiquitin ligase complex; cytoplasm
Molecular function (GO): protein binding
Source: RefSeq, a predicted model, not a curated record